This is a messenger RNA of Hibiscus syriacus, 3205 nucleotides long. Its product is annotated as protein NETWORKED 2D-like. The record is from RefSeq and is a predicted model, not a curated record. NCBI's taxonomy places the organism in Eukaryota, Viridiplantae, Streptophyta, Magnoliopsida, Malvales, Malvaceae. Gene Ontology annotation, molecular function: actin binding. Bases 130 to 3174 code for a protein of 1014 amino acids. The transcript is spliced from 2 exons.
AUGUUCCCCUCCAUGAUCACAUUCCCAUCGCCAAAUACAAAGAGAGAAAAAGAAAGAAAAAACUAAGCCCCCCUCCAUGAUCACAUUCCUAUAACCAAAUACAGAGAAAAAUAUUAAGGGAUUGUGAAGAUGUUGCAGAGAGCAGCUAAUAAUUCAUAUUCAUGGUGGUGGGCUAGUCACAUCAGAACAAAGCAGUCCAAAUGGAUGGAGCAAAGCCUUCAAGAUAUGGAGGAAAGGGUGAAGAUUAUUCUUAAGCUGAUCGAAGAAGAUGGGGACUCGUUUGCGAGGAGAGCCGAAAUGUACUACAAAAAGAGGCCCGAGUUGAUCAAUUUUGUCGAAGAAUCUUAUAGGGCUUAUCGAGCCUUAGCCGAAAGAUAUAAUCACUUGUCGACGGAGCUCCAAAAUGCAAACAACACCAUCGCUUCCAUUUUCCCAGAGCAGUUCCAGUUUGCCAUGGAGAAUGAAGACGAUUCUGGAUCACCGAAGUCCACAAAGAAGUCGUGGGAGAUAUCGAAAGGCGGCUAUAUGCCUUGCCUCCUCGAGAACUCGAAAGGCAGCCAUAUGCCUUAUGUCAUCGAGAACUCGAAAGCCUUUGUUUCGCAUGUCGUGGAGAACCCAAAAGGCGAUGUCCCCACCGUUCACAAGGGUCCAAAGCCUAGUGUUGGAGAUGUGAAGGGCUUGGCAGCAUCAGGCGUCAAGAGAAAGCAACAAAAGAUAAUAUCACCAAAUGGGAGUAUUCGUUGGAUUCCGAAAUCUGGUUUGAGUAUACCUGAAGGACUUGAUGAGAUUCAUAGGCUUCAGAAAUGGAUCCUCAAGUUGCAGACCGAGAAAGAGUUCGCUCGAAGCACGCAUGAGUGUGCGAUGGUGAAGUACUGGGAAUUAGAUAAUGAGAUUCAAGAGAUUCAUGAUCAACUUUGUAGUUUGGAAGACGAGUUUGGUGAAGGUCAGGCGAUCGCAGAUGAUGAGGCUCGAAUCGUGAUGGAAGUGACUGCUUUGAAAUCUUGCAGAGAUACAUUGGCUCAACUGGAGGACAAACAGGUGAGAUACUUCAAGGAAGCUCAAGUUGAGAAGAAAAGGAUUGUUGUUUCGAGGAAAAAAUUGGAUGCCUUGAAGAAGAAGUUACAGCUCAAUCAAGAAGAGUUCAAAAGAUCAGAACAAGAAACGGGUGACAAUGAUGAUGUCCAAAAGAGGAAGGAAAUAGAAUCUCUGAGGGAAAAGAUCAAGCAACAGUUUGAGCUUUUCUUCAGUGGAUCUUUGAGUGUGACAGAGAUGGCAGAGAAGAUCGAUGAACUUGUGAACAAUGUGAUCAACUUAAAAAGUGCGGUCGCAUCUCAGUCGCUUCUUGUCGUGAGACUACGAACCGAGAUCGAUAUGCUUCUAUCUCAGAUCGAGGUGUUGGAAGAUGUUAAGGACACAUUGAUUGAUGGGAAAAUUGAUGUGAAGAAGAAGAUAAGGGAAAUGGAGGAGAAGUUGAAUGAGAUUCAGGAAUUGAGCCAUAGUUUUGAAGUUCAAAACAAGAGUCUCCAAACACAUUUCACCGAAGCACAUUGUAGCCUAGAUCACCUUUCCGAAAAAGUUCUUAGUAUCAAAGAGAAGUUCGAAAAAGAGCACAGCUCAUCCAUGGCAGUCGAAUCAUCAACUGAGAAGGCGAUCAAAGGUGGUGAAAAGAAGUUGAAGAUGGUAAAAACAAGCAUGGAGCUUAAAGACAAUUCUCCAGCAAACGUUGAAUCCAAAAAAGUGUAUGCAGAAGAAGAAAACAGUAAUGGAAGCAAAGAUCUGCAGGCUGCAAAACCAGGGAUUGUCAUGGAGUCAACUUCAUUACCAAAAGAGUCACAAGAGACGGGAGAAAAACUCGAUCACAAUGUCAGCGUUACGAACUGCAGCGAUGCUAAAUUAGAAGGGAAUGACAACGACAGCCUCGACAUGAUAGAGCAUGAAUCUAUUGCUACUUCUACAAAUGGAGGGGAUAUUAGCCAUGAAAAUUCGAAGCCUUCCAAAAAACGUGAAGACCUCAAAGCAGCGAGUAACGUUGAGGCAGGAGCUUUCUUGCGGGGAGCGAACAACAUCGACAAACUCGGAUUGACAGAACUUGAAACGAAAGACAAAGAGAAGGAUUUGUUGAUGGAAUACAGUAUAAUGCUUCGGAAUAAGGAUACGGAGAAGAAGCUCAAGGAAGCCAAAGCAAAUAACCAGGAUGGGAAGCCUGAGAUAAUGGUGCAGUUGAAAGAACUUAAUAAGAGUAAUGCCAUUAAAGAUGAAUUGAUUCGAUCCUUACAAGAGAAACUAAGCCUUCUCCAAACAGGCCUUGGAGAAAACAACAAUGCAGAUCAAAAUGUUGAACCAAAAACAAUGAUUUCUGAGAAAAUAGUAAUUAUUGAAACUCAGGAUCCAGAGAAACAAGUAAAAGAAGAUUUUGAUUCGAUGAUAGACAUCGAAAAGUUCGGAACUACCUCAGAAAUCGAAAACAAGUUCCGGGCCGACAUCGAUGAACUGCUGGAAGAGAACUUGGAUUUCUGGUGCAGAUUCAGCUCUACAUUCCAAGAGGUAAACAUGUUUAGAACUCGAGUGAAAGAUUUAUCGGAGGAGGUUUCGAAGAUCGAGGCAAAACGAAAGCAAGACCGAAGUAUCAGUUCGGAAGAUUCAGUGCAAUCCGAAGUGAAACUAUUGUCCGAACAUCUGAGACAAGUGCACGAUGAACUGACUGUCUGGACGGAGAAAGGCGAAUCGCUAAGAGAAGAACUGAAGCAGCGCUUCUCGUCUUUGUGCGAGCUUCAAGAAGAAAUAACAAUGGCCUUGAAAGCAAGUGCCGAAGAUGAUGAAUUCACGUUCACAAGUGACCAAGCAGCAAGAUUCCAGGGCGAGAUCCAGAACAUGAAACAAGAGAACAUCAGAGUUGCAAAUGAACUGGAAGCUGGUUUGGACAAUGUAGCAAGACUGCAGCUUGAAAUUAGGAGGAACCUGGCAAAGUUGAGUGGAGACGGGGGACUUUCCGGCUCUUACAAGUGUCGAAGUGGCGGCCGAGUGCGACGCUCCGACAGUGAUUCCGGAAAGGUUCCUCUUAGCGCAUUCAUCUUCGGCGGCAAAUCCAAGAAGCAAAAGUCCUCGAUUUUGCGUCGGAUGAAUACUCGGAUGACCACUGUUUUACUAAGAUCGGUGCAUAGUAGCAAAUUCUAGCAUUAAGUAAUCUCAUCACUUGGUUGUUUCA